AACAAAACAAUUCCUCAUUCAUUCCAUUCCUCGGAUCUUUGAUUGUCCAUUCGUCGGAAGCAUCAAGAUGUUGUGAUUUGCGCGAUCAGUGCAGGGAUGAUGAUCGGGGCAGUGCAAUUAGGGGUGUUGGCGGCGUGCGUCGUUGUUUUGGUGCCCAUGGCAAUGGCCGGAUGGCAUUUGAGCAGAAACAAGAUGCUCUUCUUCAGUGGAGCCCUGUUCAUCGCUCUCGCGGUUUGCGUCCAUUUGACUCCCUAUUUCCCCUCUGUUUCUGAUUUAGUAACUUCUGUUUCGUCCGUUGUUGUGUUCGAUCAUCGCGUUUCUUGUAUUAAUUCGGUGAAUGAGGUUGUAUGGGAUGUGAAGCCCAAGAUUCAAGUUCAAAUUGUUGAUGCAAAUGCUAGUUCUGUUGAUUUUUAUGAGAAGAGCUGGGAUUGGGCAAAAACGAGUAAAGUCAGUGCUUGUGAGUUUCAGAAAUUGAGUAAAUCCAAUGCGUCGGAUUUGUUGAACGGAUCCUGGGUAGUUGUUGCAGGUGAUUCACAAGCCCGAUUAGUUGCAUUGUCCUUGUUAAAUUUGGUUCUGGGUUCGGAUUCCAAGCGAAUGGAGUCAGUUAGGGGUGAUUUGUUUAAGAGGCAUAGUGAUUAUAAUAUUCUUGUUGAGGAGAUUGGUUUGAAAAUGGAUUUUAUCUGGGCUCCUUAUGUGACCAAUUUGACUAGUUUGAUAAGGGAAUUGAAGCGAAAAAAGAGUUACCCUGAUGUUUUGGUGAUGGGGGAAGGGUUAUGGCAUAUGCUUCAUAUAACCAAUUCGUCAGAUUAUAGUGUUGCUUUACAAAUGUUAAGGAAUUCUGUGGUGUCCUUUUUGCCAUUGUUGUCAGAUUUAGGCACCAAUGGACCUGUCACUGGCUCUGAAUCCGUUAGGUCACCACAUUUGUUUUGGCUCGGGAUGCCAAUGUUGAUAAAUAGCAUGUUGAAUACACAGGAGAAGAGGGAGAAGAUGAGUGAUACAAUGUGGCAUGCUUAUGACAGAGCACUUGGAGAUAGUAAGUUAUUGCAUCAAACUGGUGGCCCAAUGGUAUUGAUGGAUAUUGAGUCAUUGACUUGGAAUUGUGGACCACGGUGUACAGAAGAUGGUAUGCACUAUGAUGGAACUGUUUAUGAAGCUGCAGUUCAUAUCAUGUUAAAUGCAUUGCUUAUUGAAUCGCAUCAGACACUUUGAAGAAAUAGGAUUGGCUUUCUCCUAAUUCUGCUGAACUCUCAGCAUUUGACCCUUGACCUUGAGAGGGGUUUGGUUCUUCCGAGCUUCUUGGAUUCUUGCCAGGUUUUCUUUUUGCACUAGAUUAGUUCACAAGCAAAGUUUUUCCAAGUUCGGCACAGAUUAAAGUUCAUUCUUUUCUUUCAAAAUGCCUUAAUAACAAAUUCUCUUUUGUGUGUGUAUUCUUGUUCAGUAACUUUGUAUGAUUCACAUUCAAUUUUGAUGUGAGAGUGUAUGAAAAUUCUGUACAAUAAUAGAGUCUAGGUACACACUUUAUGCAAUUUGUGGCAAUAAUGAAGACCCUAUUGAUUC
Molecule: messenger RNA, 1557 nt
Organism: Rubroshorea leprosula
Lineage: Eukaryota; Viridiplantae; Streptophyta; Magnoliopsida; Malvales; Dipterocarpaceae
Source: the annotation of a GenBank genome assembly